ACAAAACUCACCCCCACCAGUUCUUCCAACAGCUCUCUCCCUCUCCUCCCUCCUCUCCCUCUCUCACACACACAGUGUCACACAACGAAAGACACAUCUCACUACCCGAAAAAUCAAGAAAACAACAGCAGAAAAAAGAGAGGAGAAAAUGCUCCAACAACACCUCUUCAUCUCUCCAUCAGACCUCCUCCUUCAAUGAGAUCUCCCCCCACAAGAAACCCACAUCCAAGAAAAUGUCUUCCUCCUCCUCCUCCUCAUCAGCAUCACCGUCCUCGCCCCUCUUCAUCGCCGCCCUCAUCGCCCUCUGGUACUCCUCCAACAUCGGCGUCCUCCUCCUCAACAAGCUCCUCCUCUCCAACUACGGCUUCCGCUUCCCCAUCUUCCUCACAAUGUGCCACAUGUCCGCCUGCGCCCUCCUUAGCUACUUCUCCGUUGCCUUCCUCAAAGUCUUCCCGCUCCAGCAGAUCAGGUCCCGCUCCCAGCUCCUUCGAAUCGCCACGCUCGGCGUCGUCUUCUGCGCCUCCGUCGUCGGCGGCAACAUCUCGCUCAGGUACCUACCCGUCUCCUUCAACCAGGCCGUGGGGGCCACCACGCCCUUCUUCACGGCGGUGUUUGCGUACCUGGUGACGUUCAAGAGGGAGGCUUGGGUUACUUACGCGGCUCUUGUGCCCGUUGUUACCGGGGUUAUGAUUGCAAGUGGGGGUGAGCCAAGCUUUCACUUGUAUGGGUUCAUUAUGUGCAUAAGUGCAACUGCUGCAAGGGCAUUCAAGUCAGUUCUCCAGGGUAUCCUACUCUCUUCUGAAGGGGAGAAGUUGAACUCCAUGAACUUGCUGCUGUAUAUGUCCCCAAUUGCUGUUCUAGUUUUAUUGCCUGCAACACUUUUGAUGGAGCCAGAUGUUUUAGAGGUCACUUUAUCGCUUGGAAUGAAACAUAGGUUCAUGUGGCUACUACUUUGCAUUAAUUCGGUGGCAGCAUAUUUGGCCAACUUGUCCAACUUCUUGGUGACUAAACACACAAGCGCGCUUACACUUCAGGUACUAGGCAAUGCAAAAGGUGCUGUGGCCGUAGUCAUCUCCAUUCUCUUGUUCAAAAAUCCCGUCACUUUUAUCGGUAUCGGUGGCUACACAAUGACUGUUAUGGGCGUGAUCGCUUAUGGAGAAGCCAAGCGGAGAUUAAAAUGAUGAUCCGACUUGCACAAAAUUCUUUUCCUCUCUGAUGUUCCCGAUUUUUCGUCCCCAGAAAGUUGGUCUUACUAAUCAGUCAGGAUCUUGUUGAGAGAGACAGAGAGAGAUUCAUUUCACGAUUGAUUGUUUGUAUUAUUUAUUUCAGCUUACGAGCAUGUAAUGCACACUGUUUGUGACCCAUUCAUCUGUAAAAGUAUUAUCAUUCAUCUGUGUC
Rhododendron vialii is the source of this 1398-nucleotide messenger RNA. Its product is annotated as UDP-URONIC ACID TRANSPORTER 1-like. Gene Ontology annotation, molecular function: antiporter activity. NCBI's taxonomy places the organism in Eukaryota, Viridiplantae, Streptophyta, Magnoliopsida, Ericales, Ericaceae. The transcript has 4 exons. Bases 234 to 1181 code for a protein of 315 amino acids. Gene Ontology annotation, cellular component: Golgi apparatus. The record is from RefSeq and is a predicted model, not a curated record.